AUGGCAGGGCGCUCAUGGACAGUUCUUGCCGGCAUUGUGGCCGAGAAGCCUGGCAACCAUUUGCAGGUUUUGGCCUUGGCAACCGGGACUCGAUGCCUGGGUGUCGCUGCUAUGACCACUGGCAAUGGCCAGGUUGUCCACGACUGCCAUGCCGAGGCACUGUGCCGGAGGGUCUUCCAUCGCUUCCUGCUGGCUGACAUGCUUUGCGCUGCUAACGUCGCCGCUCCCGAAGCCACGGCAGUUCUGCUAAAGCGAGCGCAUACGGAGGAGUUGAUGUUUGCUGUGCAAGAGAACAUCCGCUUGCACUUUUAUGUCAGCGCGCUUCCCUGUGGGCAGUGCGCCCUGCUGCCACUGAGCAGCAGCAGUGAAGGAAGUUUGGCACGAAAGCUCCGGGAGGAGGAUGCAGCCGCACUGCCAGCGCCUGUUUGCGACCGGAACAGAACUGGAGCCAAACCUUCGCACGGGAUGCCUACAGAUCCGAAGGCCGAUGGGUUCAAUUUCCAUCGUGAUGGAGUUCUUCGCUACAAAUCUGGACGAAGCGACACCAGGCCUGAUUCGAGGACAGUGUGCUACAGCUGCUCUGACAAAAUUUGUCGCUGGAACCAUGUUGGGUGGCAGGGCGCCCUGCUGUCCAGACUGAUGGAGGCUCCAAUAUACAUGCAGUCCAUUGUGAUCGGAGGUGCACUAUUCGAUGAAGGCUUUGUCAAGGAUUCUUUGUUUGAACGUGCAACUUCGCCUUCAACUCCUUCGACUUUGGCCCAUGCGCCUUUGUUCUGCUACACGCGCAUUCCGUUUCAAUCCUCCCGGGAGGCAGCAGAAGCAAUCGCGGCUGAUUGCAAGGUGUCCACUGCCGGUCUAAGCAUUGUCUGGGCCGCCACUGACAUACCGAGUACCAGAACAUCAGACUUGGUCAGCCUGCCAAGAAGGUCGAUUUCCAACAAGACGUCUGGCUUCUAUGACAUUCUCAUCGGGCACACUGGACAGCGACAAGGGCUUCGAAGUGACCACGUGCGCAGGAAUGAUGUUCAGGCCACUACCAGCUGGGUGUCUCCACUCUGCAAGAAACUGAUGGCGCAGGACAUGCUGCAAGCUGUCUUGCUGAUGCUGAAAACUGAAGAGGCCUUGGUGAGCUGGCUCUCCACUGAGACCUCGGCCUCUGGCAACCCAACCAAACGGCGACGUCUCGGCCAGGCACACUCUGACAAGGACUGCGCAAGCGAUUCUACUAGAUUCGCACGAGAUCCCGAUGAUUUGCACACUGUUUCACAUGCAGCGCGAAUCCAGAAACACGUUGAAAUGCUGCUAUUUUCAGGCUCGAAAGAGCUGCGUCUAGGCAGCGAGGAUAUCACUGAAAUCUCCUGA
This is a messenger RNA of Symbiodinium sp. CCMP2456, 1362 nucleotides long. NCBI's taxonomy places the organism in Eukaryota, Dinophyceae, Suessiales, Symbiodiniaceae. The record is from the annotation of a GenBank genome assembly.